GCUCCCUACACGAGCCCAGCACGUGCAGGUCAUCAGCGGCUGAUUGACAGGAGCAGAGAUGGCUGAUUAUCUUCCCUUACCGUAUGCUCAGUUCUGCCUCCUGAGCCCAGUACACAAGAAGAUGAAAGCCAUCCAGACAAUCAAUAACCAGGAUUUUGCCAUGAAGGCACCAUCUCUCUGCCAGCCCUGUUCUCCCACUCUGCUCUCCUGUCAGUGCUUUACCCAGCAUGCAGCUUGCGUCACUCCAUUAGGCAGAUGGGGAGGGGAGGAGGAAGGAGGAGGGGAAGAAACAGAGAGAAAGGCGAACAAGCUGUACAUCUCUCCUCCAUCAGCGUACACAUCACUGCUGCUCCAGCCUUCGUCACCGGAAAAAAAACAAGGAAGGACAAAAACUGUCUCGCAGUGGGGAGAAAAGGCACCAUCAGCAGCACCUCCUCUGCCAGAACCCAUCUACCAACAAGCAAGGAUUAGGCCAAGACAGGUUUGCCGCUGCCAGCCACAAGCUACUGAGAGAGCGCCUCGACAAGAGUAGCUGUCCCAAGCAUGGCCUAAGAGAGGAGGCAGGCUGCUGUCCGACUCCUUCCAACAAAUGGGAAACCAGGAGGCUAAGCUAAGGAAAGCUGCAGCUACUGCAGCGGCAGCAUCGGGGGAUGGAAGCAACCCUGCACUGGAUGAAGGAUGGAGAGAGGGAUGGGGGGACAUGACAAAAAGGGGAGGGAAAAAAGCCCCUGGCAGGCACGGAGGUAAAGGAGCAGGAGGGGGGGAGCAGGGUAAUGGGCCAGGCAAGAAGAAAAACAAAUCGGAGUCCAAGUCAUCAGUUUUCUCAAUCCGGAAGAGAAAGAGCAACCUCAAGGGGAAAAAGGGAGGGUGUUCAUCAACAGCUGGCUCAAAGGAGGAUGUUUUAGCAUCUGAACUGGACAGCGCUCAUUCUCUGGGUACCAAAACACCAGACUUGUCUGCAGAGGAACUAGGACCGUCAGACACGGAGGUUGAUUUUACCAAGAAGAAAAAGAAAAAUGAGCGAAAAAAGGAUGCAGGAGGGGAGAGGGAACAGGAGGAGCAGCAGGCACUGCCGACAAAAGCAACCUCUCCCACCGAGGAGGGGGUACAGAAAGGAGGGAGCUCGGGGUCAGACACUGAUAUCUAUAGCUUCCACUCAGCAGCUGACCAUGAGGAUCUGCUAGCAGACAUCCAGCUCGCCAUCCGGCUGCAGCACCAGCAGCAGCAGGGGGGAAUUAACUUAAUCGCAGAAGCACAGGGAGGAGGUGAGCAGGAGCUGGGCUGGGGGGCAGGGAAUGGAGGAGGAGGGAGAAAGCAGAAUGGAGAAAAAAUGGUUAAAUUAACUCCUCCUGAACUGUUAGAGCUCACCCCAGAGUUAGAGCUGGGAUCUGAUGCACUGUCAUUUCUAGAGACAGGAACUCUGUCUGGCUCUGCAAGGCCCAGCAGCCAGCCACCACCACACCUCCCCGUAAACUCAGAGGAGCAGGAGGGGAGGAAGGAGGAGGACCAUCAUCAUUAUCGGAUAAAGCAGCUAAAUGGAGAGGAGCAGGAGGAGAAAGAGAGGGAGGCCUCUUUUUGUGUUGCCAUAGGGACAAAGGAAAAGCAUGCCCGGGUGCAGCACCCCCCUCAUACAGCCAUCACCAUGGCAACCGAUGGGGGAACAGCAGUCAGCCCCAUCACCAUGACAACCAGUGUUAACAGCUUCCCUGAUCUCACAGCUUCAUUUGAGAGUGCUGUGGAAGUCCCAGAGGAGGAAGGAAAUGAAACCCAGAGAGAGGAGCAGGAGGAGGAGGAGGAGGAGGAGGAGGAACCUGGCCUGGAUGUGCCUCCUCCUCCUGCAGACAGUUUACACUGUCUGCAGGACGCAGGAAAUAAACCAGGACAGGGACUGAGGUCAAGGAUGGUGUCUGACGAAGGUGAGGGUGUGAUGGGCCCUGGGACCAGCACCGAGUCCCUAGAGGACUGCCUGAGUGCCGAGUCCGAAUCAAACCAUUCUCCUGUGUCCAGUACUGGCACGUCUGUCUCCAUUCUGCAGCGCAGGAAGAGCAGCGUCUGCUUCACCCAGUGGCCUCCCCAGGAGAGCCCCACUACAGCCACACGUCUUCUCAAGUCCACCCUCUCCACCUCUGCCCCCACCCCCUCAGUCAAACCCUAUCCCCCCAUAUUCCCCUCCUACAUCAAGACUACCACACGGCAGCUCAGCUCCCCAGGACACUCCCCAGCCUUGUCCCCGUCCCAUAGCCCCUUGUCCCAUCGCAAAACCCAUCACUACCUCCACAGGACAAUGGCACAGCACCGGCCAGACCACAGACAGAAUUCUCGAAGCCUCACCAGACCACUUAGCCGUUCGGCGGACUGGACAGAAGAGCUGGAGCUGGAGAAGAGGCUGAGGCGCAGGGAGGAGGAUGCAGGAGGUUCUGGGGGGUCAGGAGAGUACCUUGGCGGGUAUGGAGGUGGAGGAGGCAGCCAGCCUAUUUGCGUGACCAGAAGAUCCUCUUGUGGACAGACCUCUACUUGCGGCUUUCAGGACGUCUUCACUGGUCGAACACUCCUGGAAAAACUGUUCCUCCAGCAGGAGCAGGAGGAGCCAGAGGAGGCUGAGAGGCUUUGCUCUAGGAUCCUGGCCAUGGGCCUCUUGCUGCCCUUCACUGACUGCUUCAGAGAGCAGUUAGGAGGCAGCACCACCCACAUCACCCCCACAACAGCAGCCAAGUUUGAUCAAGACCAGCUAUAUACCUGGGCAGCAGUCAGCCAGCCUCCCCACUCCCUGGAACCCCCAGAGGGGAAACUACCUGGUCAGAUCAGGGGUCUCUGUCCCCUAGCCAGGCCAGCUGGAGAUGACAAGAAUGGACUCAGAUACACUGAGGCUGAACACCAGGCAGCCAUCUUGGGUCUGAAGCAACAACAGAAGGAGGAGAUCGAAGAACUUCAGGAGGAAUGUGUCCUAAAGACGGUAAAACUGAAGGAGGAACAUGUCAACGUCAUCCAGCAACUUGAACAAACCAUCGAAGACCUCAGAACCAAGAUUGCUGAGCUGGAGCGACAGCCUGUGUUGCCAGACAGAAAUGGUAUUACAACCAGCACAAGAGACCAGGAGUGUGGAGGAGAGGAAGACCUUAUGAAGAUUGUUUGUGACGUUCACCUCCAGACAGAAGCAAUGCUUGGGUUGGGUUGCCUGGAGGCCAAAUCAGUCCAGACCUCACCUAUGGAUGACAACUUCAAGUUCAAAGUGCCUUGUAGUGAGCCUGUGGCAGUGAAUGGCCUGCUGCAGCCCACUGACACUCAAGCAGGCUUUCAAUGUGUAUGCCAGCAGCAACCUCCCCCGCCUGCUUGUCCCCUUCCAGGAGAAGCUGUGCCUCCUCCUCUUCCAGGACACACAGUGGCACCUCCUGCUCUGCCACCACCUCCUCCACUACCGGCAGGGGGUGCAAUGCCACCUCCUCCACCACCACCUCCUCUAACCCCUGGCUUAGUCAUCUGCCCUCCUCCUCCCUUGCCAGGUAUGACUGGAAUCCCACCACCACCCCCACCUCCUCCUCCUCUCCCUGGUGGCCUUGCUCCUCCUCCUCCACCGCCUCCCUUACCAGGGAUGGGAGGUCCUCCUCCACCACCUCCCUUACCAGGGAUGGGAGGUCCUCCCCCGCCACCUCCCUUACCAGGGAUGGGAGGCCUACCUCCCCCACCACCUCCCUUACCAGGGAUAGGAGGCCAACCUCCCCCACCACCUCCCUUACCAGGGAUGGGAGGCCCACCUCCACCACCACCAGUGCCCGGUUGUGGGCCUCCACCUCCCCCUCUUCCAUCAGGAGGCAUCUGUUAUCCUCCAGCUUCUCUAGAGACCCUGGGUUCCCUACCACCUCCUUUGCCGUUGGGGCUGUAUGCACUAGGUCUGGCCCAGGAGAAACCACCCAGGAAGGCCGUGGUGGAGCCGCCGAGACCCAUGAAGCCUCUUUACUGGACCAGGAUUCAGCUGCACAGCAAAAAGGAGGUUUCUUCUUCGUUGGUGUGGGAGACAAUCGAGGAGCCGCAAGUGGACUUCGAGGAAUUUGUAGAAUUGUUCUCAAAAACAGCUGUGAAGGAGAAGAAGAAGCCGCUGUCCGACACGAUUGCCAAGUCUAAGGCCAAACAGGUUGUGAAGCUCCUAAACAACAAACGUUCUCAGGCAGUAGGAAUCCUCAUGUCUUCCCUGCACCUUGAUAUGAAAGACAUUCAGCAUGCCAUCCUCAACCUUGACAAUACAGUAGUGGACUUGGAGACCCUGCAGGCACUCUACGAAAAUAGGGCACAACAGGAUGAGAUGGAGAAGAUUGAGAAGCACAUCAAGUCCUCUAAAGACAAGGAGAACCCUAAACCUUUGGACAAACCUGAACAGUUUCUCUACCAGCUAUCCCAGAUCCCCAGCUUCUCUGGCAGAGUGUUCUGCAUCCUCUUCCAGUCCAGCUUUUCGGAGUGCAUCUCAUCAAUACUGAGGAAAGUAGAAACACUGCAGAAAGUAUGCAAGACUCUGCAGGCUGGUGAGGGGGUAAUGCAGGUUCUGGGUUUGGUUCUGGCCUUCGGUAACUUCAUGAACGGUGGUAACCGGAGCAGAGGCCAGGCAGAUGGCUUCAACUUGGACAUCCUGCCCAAGCUCAAAGACGUUAAGAGCAGUGACAACGUGAAGAGUCUUCUGUCCUACAUUGUUGCAUACUAUCUCCGACACUUUGAUGAGGAUGCUGGUAGGGAGACCUGUGUCUAUCCACUCCCUGAGCCUCAGGACUUGUUCCAAGCUUCACAGAUGAAGUUUGAAGACUUUCAGAAAGACCUGAGUCGUCUUAAAAAAGACCUGAGAGCAUGUACAACAGAAGUGGAGCGGGUAUGUAAGUCUUCAGACGAGGAAAACCUGCAGCCUUUCAAAGACAAGAUGGAGGACUUCCUCAAGCAAGCCACAACUGAACUGGAGACUCAGGACACUCAACUCAGCUGCACUCACAAAACGUUCCUGGAACUGACAGUGUUUUUCUCAGUGAAGGCCAAGUCAGGAGAGAAGGAGGUUUCUCCAAACACCUUCUUCUCCAUCUGGCACGAGUUCUCCUCAGACUUCAAGGAUCAGUGGAAGAAGGAGAACAAGACCAUUCUUAAGGAGAGGUUAAAAGCAGCAGAGGAGUCUUUCCGGCAGGCCAAGGAGAAAGCUUCCUACAGCGUCAAACCUAAACACGCCUCUGGCAUCAAAGCCAAGCUUGGCAUGAAGAUCUAAGGAGUCAUCGGACUUUGGGUCAUGUUUUUCCCAACUUGGUGUACUACAAGACAAAGAAGAAUCUAGAGGUCAGCAGAGAAAAGGCAGGGACAAGACAAGUAUGAACUACUACGUGUAUCUGCAAGACCCUUGUUCUGGAAAUCAGGACGCAUGUUUUUUUGGUUAGCCUGUUCUUUGGGCCGUUGCCUUAUGUUACUCGCGCUCUUUUGCUGUCUGGCACAUGCACCCAACUUACCUGGGAGGGAUGCUGCUGCAAGGCCCCAUUCCUAAACUCAGUAGUGUGGUUGAAUCGCACUGUGUCAAAUAGAUGCAGCACAUCAGGAUAUUGGUUGGAUCGAUACAAUUUACAGAAACAAAAUAAAACUGCACAUUAUACACCAGCUGGAACAAUCAUUUACCAGCUGCGAUGUCUAGGCCCUUUUGCAAUAACAAAUGUGUUCACCAUUAUGCAUUAUGUGAUGCAUAGCAUAGGAUUUUGGAGCAUUUUAUGGCUACAACCUCAAACCCCAAAACUUUCAUGUGCAAAAACUGGUGGAUCAGGACAAGCAAUCUAAGUUUCACCAACAGCACAAAUAUGACUGCAGUGCAUAUUUGUGCAUGUGUCAAUUCAUUAUAUUUGUGCUCACAUUUGCCUUAUAUUUUUACAUAACACACAUCUGUCUUUUUUAACAGUUCAUCUUAACAUAUUUGUUUUUAACAUGUCUUAUUAAAAAAUAAGGGUUAUCCCAGCCAUGUACAUCCUUUUGAAACAGCACAGUAGCAAUGUUUCUUUGGUCACUUUGGUUUGUCAGCGCUACAGCCAUUCCCUCUACAUUGAUUUUCAAAUAUAACCACAGUGCUGUUUGUGAUUCUAGAUUCUGGCUGUCCAAAUAGACUUAGCCUCUAAAACCAAGAAUGAUAGGUAUUGAAAACUGAAAUAAGAUAUGAGCUUCUGGUGGUGUCAAUGGGCAGGUAAUGAUUUUCACUGUAAACAUACAUGUAUAACUCCAUGUGUAUUCCAUGAAAUAAGAUGUCAGGCCCACAGCAUUACCAGGGAUACCAUAGGAAUUAUAUUAUGUGUGUGCGCGCGCGCGCGUGUGAAUAACAAAUCUCAUUAUUGCUCGAUCACAUCUUUGUGUAAGAAAUCUGAGGAAAGGUGUGAAAUGUGCAGUGAAGUACAGCCAUUGACUUGAGUUGCAAAUGUAAUGAUUUUAUUGAUGUAAAGUAAUAAGUUAUUGUAAGAUACAUUUUUUUUAUUAAUUUCAUCACUGUUCAUAUAAACAGGACACAAAGGUAGGGAGAGGUGUAAUGUAUAUAAAAUAAAGGGAAUAAAUGA
This is a messenger RNA of Myripristis murdjan (pinecone soldierfish), 6548 nucleotides long. It is a transcript of the gene fmn2b, whose product is annotated as formin 2b. The transcript is spliced from 21 exons. The coding region runs from base 590 to 5233 and encodes 1547 amino acids. Gene Ontology annotation, biological process: actin nucleation; cortical actin cytoskeleton organization. The record is from RefSeq and is a predicted model, not a curated record. Gene Ontology annotation, cellular component: cytoskeleton; cytoplasm; actin filament. NCBI's taxonomy places the organism in Eukaryota, Metazoa, Chordata, Actinopteri, Holocentriformes, Holocentridae. Gene Ontology annotation, molecular function: microtubule binding; actin filament binding.